Molecule: messenger RNA, 572 nt
Organism: Sinocyclocheilus anshuiensis
Lineage: Eukaryota; Metazoa; Chordata; Actinopteri; Cypriniformes; Cyprinidae
Product: phosphomevalonate kinase-like
Exons: 4
Coding region: 42-407 (121 amino acids)
Biological process (GO): isopentenyl diphosphate biosynthetic process, mevalonate pathway; cholesterol biosynthetic process
Cellular component (GO): cytoplasm
Molecular function (GO): phosphomevalonate kinase activity
Source: RefSeq, a predicted model, not a curated record
GCCUGUUUGAAUAGCGGUCAUACUGAACAUUUUGUAUAUGAAUGUGGAACACUUUCCAUGCAGUCACAACCAUGACGCCUACACCACCAAGGGUCAUUCUGUUAUUCAGCGGGAAGCGAAAGGCAGGGAAGGACUAUGUGACAGAUUUAAUACAGAAAAGACUGACAGCAGAGAUAUGCUGUAUACUCAGACUGUCUGCACCUCUCAAACAGCAGUAUGCUAAGGAUCAUAAUCUCGACUACGAGGAGCUGUUGGGUUGUGGUCAGUAUAAGGAGAGCUAUCGUGCUGACAUGAUCCGCUGGGGUGAGAUGAAGAGACAGCAGGACUCUGGCUUCUUCUGUAGACUGGCCAUCAAACAUGCCACACAGCCCAUCUGGCAUCUGCCGUCUCACUAUAUGAGGAUAUGAACACAUGAACUUCAUCUCCAGAGCUGCUCUGAGAGUCGUUUGAGAAUAACUAUCAUAAGAUAAGAUACGCAGAGAAACUCAGAUGUCUUCGCUACCACCCAUAAAAAUAAAAGAGUGGUUUAACUUGAAGAAAUUAUGGCUGACAUAUAUCACAUACUAUCCAUU